Molecule: messenger RNA, 6965 nt
Organism: Artibeus jamaicensis (Jamaican fruit-eating bat)
Lineage: Eukaryota; Metazoa; Chordata; Mammalia; Chiroptera; Phyllostomidae
Gene: LURAP1
Product: leucine rich adaptor protein 1
Exons: 2
Coding region: 136-855 (239 amino acids)
Biological process (GO): positive regulation of canonical NF-kappaB signal transduction; positive regulation of cytokine production
Source: RefSeq, a predicted model, not a curated record
GCGCUCCUCCCUCCCCAGCGCCGCACGGGCGGGGACCCACCGGUUCCGCCCGGCACUAGCAGCGGAGACAGGAGGACCCCUGGGAUCGGGACCCCCAGCGUCUGGUCGCCCAACUCUGUUCAGGCUUAGGCCCGCAUGGAGGGGACUGCAGAGUCCCAGACGCCUGACCUGCGAGACGUUGAAGGCAAGGUGGGCAGGAAGACCCCCGAAGGGCUGCUCCGCGGGCUUCGAGGGGAACGGGAACCGGGAACCUCUGGAGCCCUGCUGCUCCCUGGGGCGCCUAGCACGGGCCAAGGCCUGGGGGACAAGAUCAUGGCGCUGAAGAUGGAGCUGGCUUACCUGCGAGCCAUUGAUGUGAAGAUCCUUCAGCAGCUGGUGACUUUGAACGAGGGCAUUGAGGCGGUGCGCUGGCUAUUGGAAGAGCGGGGGACGUUGACCAGCCACUGCAGCAGCCUCACCAGCAGCCAAUAUAGCCUGACAGGUGGGAGUCCAGGCCGCUCAAGGCGAGGCAGCUGGGACAGCCUGCCAGAUAUCAGCUCCACCGAUCGGCUGGACAGUGUCUCCAUUGGCAGCUUCCUGGACACCGUGGCCCCUGGCGAGCUGGAUGAACAGGGCCCCCUUGGUGCUCCCCGCCCUGAGAUGGACUGGGCAAAGGUUAUACCUGGUGGGGAGAGGGCCAGGACUGAGGUGGACCUGACAGCCACCAAGCUAGGGAGCUUGAGGGCUGUGUGGAAGCCCCCAGGUGAGGGGCUCCAGAGUGGACCUCCUGAGCCACCAGAGGAUGAGAGUGCCAAGCUGGGCUUUGAGGUCCACUGGUACUGGGGGCAGUGCCAGGAUGAUGUGACCUUCCUGUAACAACUUUUCCACUCGUGCACUGCUGUGGCUCUUUCUCCACUAGGCCCUGGUCUCCCUUAAAAUUGAUUCUCUCUUAAUCUGGGACUAGAAAGAGGCUGCAUUGAACUCAGUUAUCAGGGAAACCUGGCCUCACCAUCCCUCUGGUCUCUGGGGAGGCUAUGCCUUUAUCCCUCAAUUACUGGGUCCAUAGAGCUAUUUCCAUAGAUACAUUGACUCUAGAGGCUUGACCUGUGGCUCCUGGUGUGAUGUUCUCACUUUCCUUUUGCCCUGUAAUUAGGUAAGGAUUUGAGGGAUUUAGGACACUUAGGAGAUCACUGAAAAAGAGAUGGGGGUAUAAUGAUCUCAUCCAACAUCUAGGAGCCUUGGCUUCCCCUCUUGGCCAAGAUGCAGGACUGCUGAGGGACAUGGACACUUGGGGCCACCCCUCCAUGGAUUGGCCUGCCCAGAAGUCUCUGGGGUCAGUAGAACCAUUUUUCUUGUUUGGUGAGUGAUGUCAUUACCUGCCAGGAUAGAUUAAUCUUUCCACUGUAUCAGCCCUAUGGUGGUGAUAGGUCCAAAUAGUGUCUGAACUCCUACUGCUAGGUGAGACCGUGCCACCUAUUCUCCAUACCAUUGCUUCUUGUGAGGGAGAGUGGAACACUCCUCCUGGCAGGAAAGUUUCCCCCUGUUAGAUGUCUGGACUUCUUUUCGGAAAGGUUCAUACUUUUUAAACAGGGUGUUCACAUUUUAUCCCAGGUGGUCUCGUACCUCUGUGACCAUAUCCCUGUCUAGUGCCAGCACUCCUGUAUCUGUGCUUCUGGGGAGGGAGACUGGCCAGGGCCUCCACCUGCUGCGCUCAAAGUCUGUUUGGCCUGCCCUGCCACAGUCCCCUGUUUUACUCUGUCCCUGGGUUGCCCCCGUUCUUGUAUUCUGGUUCCAAAUCUGACUGCCUGGAGAUUCAGCUUUUGUGUCUCCACCCCUUCUCAAUUUCCACAUCCACUUCAGACCUCGGGCCUUUUAUGUGCAGAUGAGUCCCCCAGCCUCUUCUCCCCAUUGCUGAUGGGAGCCAGAGGGAGGAGGUGCUUGAGGUCUCAGAGCUCUGGAGGUGUCCCAGAAUCCCCAAAGUGAGGAGGUGUCUGUCCUCUUCUCUAAUCCUGUGAUUUCCCCUCCCCCACCCUCUCCCAAACCCUCCACCAUUUGGUCACAAGGACCUGCCCAGAGACUGGGACACAAGGAAUCCCCUUGUUUUAGUUACAAUGGAGGGGGGUGUGGCAGGGAAAGACAGAGGCUCUUUAGUCCUAGGGCCCACAUCCUGGGGGGAGAGAGAGAUCCAGGGAAAGGCCACUUCGCGUCCUCUGUCAGAGCAAGCCCUAGACUCCAGGACCUGAGGAGGGAGCAGGGGACUGCCUCCCAGCCCAGGUCCCAGGGCCCUAAUCAAUUACACCAAAGAAGGAAUUCAGGAAAGCAGCCAACCUGAGGCUCAGGGAGAGGAUGAGGAGAUAAGGGCUGUGGCUGAUGUUAAAGAAUGAAUUCUUGGAGAUUAACCCUUUGAACCCCAGGUAACUGCCCACAUGUUGGCCAUUAUCUUUCCUGGACCCUGAAACUAGAUUACUGGCAGGCAAAAAGGAGAGAAAAGGAUAUCGGGUGAUCCUCGCCUAUUUGCUGUGCCCUCCUGAGUUGUAGGAGUGGUCCCCUAACCCUAGAGUAACUGCCGCAGUUUCUCUACUUUUUAGUCUAUGCUGGGGAAGGGAAGGAAGCCAAGUGGAUUAUCUCUGCUUCCCCUAAACUCCAGUCCUGUUCUGCACUCCCCACCCAGUCAUUUGGGGGCAAUACAUUCAGUCCAUGGCUGUCCCUUUCUAAAGACCCUCUCUCCUCUUCCUGUCCCCUUAAUGUGACUGAAAUCACUGAAAUAUAUUCUUAGCCUCUCCUCUGCUGUCCGCCAGCCCUUUCCUUACCACCCCAAACCUCAGGCUGGAAAUUCACAUACCCUUUUGAAAUUCCUAUUCUGUUGCCGUAUUGUAGUGUGCUCUUGGGUAAACUACCUUGUAUUUCUUUCUGAAGCUUACUUGUUUGUUUAGUCUACAAACUUCUGAGCUGAAGAAGUUGCCUGCCCUCUUGUGGCCAUUUUGCCAUUAUGCACCAUUGCCGUGGGUAGCAGGGUGGAAUUUCCAAAUUCAAAUACUGCAUUACAGAAGACCAGCCCCUCGUUGCACAGGCAGGCUGGAGAGAAUGGCCUGGAGAGGUCAGAGACUUGUCCAGUGUCAUCCAUGUUAAAUCCAUAGUAAUACCCAGGCUAGAGAACCCACACGGCCUGCCUGCCUGCCUGCCCACAGGUCCAUCACUGGGCCAGAUUGUUCCCGCACCUCACCCAGUCGAUACUAUCCAAGCUCAAAGGGACUGAAAGCAACUUUCCUUUGUUUAGUAUUUAUGUUAUCAUCCUACUGUGAGGUAGUUCAAUGUUUAGAGAAGAGCUAUAGGUUCUGAGGAGAGAAAACCUUGGACCUGAAUUGGAUACUAAUCUGGACUGCAGAUAUAAGGGAAGUCAAUCCUGCACCAUUUUUCUGGGUGGGGAGGGUGAGUCACAGAGGCAGAACUCAGCAUUUCAAACCUGGAGGUUAGAGGUAGGGGCUGGGGUGGAGAGGUUUGAGAUUAGGAAGUCCAGGUGGGUCCUGUGGAGUUGGGGGGCUCUAUAGCUGGGGGGAUUAUAGCUCAAUUGGAUAGGCAUCUGAGGGUUGAGGAGGUGGAGAGCUGAGGUAAGUUGGGAUGCCUGGGCACUCCAGGUAGGUCUGGGCAUCCUGCUUAAAACCUUAGGCCCUAUUUUGCUGCCAGAGUAGUUCAGGAACGCAGUAAACACCCGUCCUUGGUCCCUCCUACCUGCCUCUAGACUGGCUACUUGAGGCUUAGCUCUUCUGUUAAUUUAGGCCUUCCUAGGCUAUAAGGAGGAUCUGUUUAGUAGCUCAUAGAAAGAGAAGGGAGGAAAAGGGGGAAAGGUACAGAGAAAUAAGAGAGAAUAAGAUGAAAAUAGAGUGUUGUCAGUAUGAUCAGAGGGAGCAUACUGUCCUCCGAGUGGGCCUGCAGCUUUAGUCAGCGCUCAGGGUAGAGGCAGAGAUGAGACUGCUCCUGGCAGCUGUGGAGACAGCACCUGGUAGGAUAGGGGUGUUGCUGGCCGGGAUGGGUAUAUGUGAGCAAGUGUAAGGGCGUGCAUUUAGGAUGUGGGCAGUGAGGCUGAGCACCGGCAGCAUAGGUGAGAAAUGCUUGGGGUUUUGGGGGACCACAAAUUCACUGUGCGCGCGGUACAAGGCACAUGCUGGGUGUUCAGUGAUAUCUGCCUACUGAAUGGAGGAAUGAAUGUGUAAACCCACAAGGAGAUGUAACUUAUUUUUUUUAAAGUGGGUAAUUAGGUAAUAGUAGGUAAUUUAAAACAUUAUUUGAUUCUUAGCAACCCUGUAAACAAUGCCUUAUUAACGAUGUAUCAUUGCUUAGGCACUUGAUCAGGGUCAGAGAGGUAAUAAAUGAAUGGUAAUAUAAACCUAGUUCAGUCUAACUGCAGGGACUUCCAGGAGGUCUUCUCUGAUUCUCCACUUCCCACUCUCACAGACCCUGCUUUCCUGGGAGAACAGGUUAGUGCUGCCUAGCUGCAGGGCCAACGUGCGAGUUUCUUAUUGCUGCUGUGAUGACUUACCAUAAACUUAAUUGCCUAAACAACACAAAUGUGUUAUAGUUCUGGAGAUCACAUGUCUGAAAUCAAUUUCAUUGGGUUAAAGUCAAGGUGUUGACAAGCACCUGGUAGGAUAGGGGUGCUUGCCUUCCUUUUAGAGAUUCUAGGGGACAGUUCAUUUCUUUACCUUUUCCAGGUUCUAGAGGCUGCUUGCAUUCCUUGGUUCAUGGCCCCUUCCUCCAUCAUCAAGCCAGCAGCAUAGCAUUUUCACCGCUCUGGCCUCUGCUUCCAUUCUCGAAUCUUCUUUCUCUAAUUCUCCUGUUUCAUCGUGAUUACAUAUCCUUGUAAGUACAUUGGGUCCACUGAGAUAAUCCAGGAUCAUUGUCCUAUCUCAAGAUCCUUAAUUUAACCCUGUCUUCAAAGUCCCUUUUACCAGCUAAGGUGAGGUAGGAAUUAGGACAUGAGCAUCUUUGGAGGUGAGGACAUUAUCCAACCACAGGCAGAGAUGGAGGCUGAGCAGGAGGAUGCACCCAGGCACAGCAUGAGCAUCUGUGCUUUGUGCAGCCUCCCUCAGCCCCGUGCCAAGGAGGAGGUGGCUAGGUCCAGGCCUCACGUCUGGGGAAAGGCAAGUGACUCCAGUGUCAUCACUAUCAGGAAGACGUGAGAGUGAUGGCCAGACUUGAGAAAAAUUCUCAAUUUUUUGAACUUUUCAGGCCUGAGACUCUGUUAGUGGACACGAUUGCCUCUUCUCCAGGACCAUUCUGUGCUCCUCAAGGCAGGAGAUAAUUACCAGCAAACCAGCCUAUGCUUUCUCUGGAAAGGGUAGAUUUUUCUCCUUUUUAAAAAAUUAUUGGUUUUAGAAAGAGAGAGGAAGGGAGAGAAAAAUAUCAAUUUGUUGUUCCACUUAUUAUGCAAUCAUUGGUUAAUUUUUUAAAUUUUAUUUAUUGCUUUUUAGAGAGAAACACCGAUUUGAUGUUUCACUUAAUUAUGCGUUCACUGGAUGGUCCUUGUAUGUGCUCUGACCAGGAAUCAGACCAACAACCUUAGUCUAUAAGUUUGAUGCUCAGACAAACUGAGCUACCUGGCCAGGGCAACUUUCUCUUUUUUAAAUUAUUUUUUAUUCCUUAAGAGUUAAACUCUCAUCAUCAGUUGAUACUAGGUCUCUUUCUUGUUCUAUUUGCUUUUCAUCCCUAAUCCUUAGUCUUCUCCCAGACCUAGGCAUACACUCUAAUGUGUUCAAUAUGUCUUUGUAAUGUAUGUGUCUUUAAAUAUAUAUGAUCAUGUGCUUAUGCUUUCUAAUAUAUAUAAAUGGUAUACUUUUAUAAGAAGUAUGAUAACUUUUAUAAUGAACUGCCCCAUAUUUCAGUGGUUUCACGCAAAAAAAGAUUUAUUUUCUACUCACACAGGAGCACAGGUGUCCUGGCUGGACAGCUGUCUUCCACUGUGCAUUUCAGGUCCCAGUCUCCUUCCGUUUGAGGUGGUGGUAGCCUGAUCCUGCAUCAGAAGGUUCCCUGUCAGCUUUCCACCAAGUUGGUUUAUCAUCCAUUAAUGACCAUUUUAUUAAUUGGUUAUUUCACCAGCGAUUACAAAAUAAUGACUUUAUAAUUCUAUUAUUUUUUCUUUUCUUAUUUCUAAUUCUGUAAAAAGCCUUUUUUUUCACCUCCUCUAGGACCAUUUGGUUCCCCUGAAAUAAAGUUCAUACCAGAAUGUCAACACUAAUGCUUAAAUCUCAUUAUUUAUCUCUUUCAAAGUGGUAGGUUGAUGUCCUAGCAUCUUGGUGUUGAUUUUGUUUCACUUUCUCUUUAAACUGUUGGGAACUUGUAGUUUUUAUAUACAGGGUCCAGCACAAAUAACGCCCCUUUUUAUUACAAAAUCAUAAGCAUGUAAUCAAAACAAUAUCACACUCAAGAACACCAUAUGACAUUUUAGGUGAAAUGUUCAAAUUAAAACUAAAUUGUUAGACCCAUAUUAUUACUCUGCCAAUCACGCUCAAGGAGGCAUUACUUCUGCCAGACCCUGUAUUUAAUGUUUAAUCAUUUGUAGUCAUUUUUGUUUUAUAUUAUCUAAAAUUUCAAGCAUAUACAAAAAUAUAGAAAAUAAUAAAAUGAAUUUCCGGGUACCCAUCACUCAGCUUUAAAAAUUAUCAACUCAUGACCUAUCUUGGUUUAUUUAUUCCCUCAACUACUCUCCCCCUAACUGAGGUUAUUUUGAAACAAACCUCAAAAUAAAAUUCCAAUUCACAUGUAAAUGUUUUAGUAAGUAUCUCUAAAAAAUAAGGACUUUUAUUGCCAUAAUUGCACCUAAAAUUAAUAAUUUCUCAAUAUAAUAAAAUAUAGUUUUUGUUCAAUUUUCCCCACUUGUUUUAGUGUCGGGGUUAUGCUGGCCUCUUAAAAGAGUUAGGAAUUGUUUGCUCUUCCCCUGUUUUCUAAAAGCAUUUGUAUAAGAUUGGCGGUAUUAUUCAGUAUUUGAUAGA